AUGCACAUAUUGAACGGCUCCAUCUUCAUGCCUUCUGUACUAACGCUCAUUGGAAUUCCUGGCCUGGAGUCAGUGCAGUGCUGGAUUGGGAUUCCAUUCUGUGCCAUGUACCUCAUUGCUGUGAUCGGGAAUUCCCUAAUUUUAGCUAUAAUCAGAUAUGAAAACAGCCUUCAUAAACCCAUGUACAUCUUUUUAGCCAUGUUGGGGGUGACUGACAUUGCACUUAGCACCUGUAUUCUUCCCAAAAUGUUAGGUAUCUUUUGGUUUCAUUUGCCAGAAAUUUCUUUUGAUGGCUGCCUUCUGCAAAUGUGGCUUAUUCACUCAUUCCAGGCAAUUGAAUCAGGUGUCCUACUGGCAAUGGCUUUAGAUCGCUACGUCGCCAUCUGUGACCCCUUGAGACAUGCCACUGUGUUCUCCCAAAAACUCUUGACUCAUAUUGGCGUUGGGGUGACACUCAGGGGUGCUAUUCUUGUAGCUCCAAGCUUAGUGCUUAUCAAAUGUCGUCUUAAGCUCUACCGAUCUACAGUCAUCUCGCACUCUUACUGUGAACAUAUGGCCAUUGUGAAGCUAUCUAUUGAAGAUAUCCGGAUCAACAAGAUAUAUGGUCUAUUUGUUGCCUUCGCCAUCUUGGGGUUUGACAUAAUCUUUAUCACCUUGUCCUAUGUUCAAAUCUUUAUCGCCGUGUUUCGAUUGCCCCAGAAGGAGGCACGAUUCAAGGCUUUUAACACAUGCAUUGCCCACAUUUGUGUCUUCCUGCAGUUCUACCUGCUUGCCUUUUUCUCCUUCUUCACACACAGGUUUGGUUCUCACAUACCACCAUAUGUUCACAUCCUCUUAUCAAACCUUUACCUGUUAGUGCCACCUUUUCUCAAUCCUAUAGUCUAUGGCGUGAAGACCAAACAAAUUCGCGACCAUAUCCUUAAAAUGUUUUUCUCCAAAAAAAAAAAUUUGACCAUCAUAGGCAGAUAG
This is a messenger RNA of Talpa occidentalis (Iberian mole), 969 nucleotides long. RefSeq names its product olfactory receptor 52A5. The record is from RefSeq and is a predicted model, not a curated record. The coding region runs from base 1 to 969 and encodes 322 amino acids. Lineage: Eukaryota; Metazoa; Chordata; Mammalia; Eulipotyphla; Talpidae. Gene Ontology annotation, molecular function: olfactory receptor activity; G protein-coupled receptor activity. Gene Ontology annotation, cellular component: membrane. The transcript has a single exon. Gene Ontology annotation, biological process: G protein-coupled receptor signaling pathway.